GGAUUUCUGGCGAAUUCCAUUCGUGUUCCUCCUCCAGUCCUCUUCUUCUUCUUCCUCCUCCUCUUUGUACAGUCACUGCCACUAACAGCUUCACGCGGAGCUCCCCAAAGCCUCGACUUUGAUCAGAAUAAGAGAUACCCAGAAGGAAUUUCCGCAACCUGAGCGAUGAUUUCGGGGACAGUAGUCCCGACCCACUUCAGCUGCAGGCCUUGUCAUUUCCCUGUCAACACCCCAUCAUGGGAAGAAGCUCUCAGAGUUGGAUUUUCAAGAGCAAGAGCAUCGCCAAGCAGUUCCUCUUUUUCCCCAUUUCGUCUUAUUAAGCGUAGCCACCGGCAUCAUCUUAGGAAGUCCGACACUAGCUCUGCAGUGAUAGCUCGGGUCAGUGGAGAUGGUGGGGGUGCCCCCAAUGCGUCCCAGAAGCAGUCUGAGUCUCCUGAUAUAGAGGAAGAAAACAGUACUUCAUCUAGUUCAGCUGAUGGGUACGUGGCUCUGUUUGUUCGAAUGCUCGGGUUGGACCAGGACCCUCUGGACAGGGAACAAGCAGUGGUAGCUUUGUGGAAAUAUUCUUUGGGAGGAAAGAAGUACAUUGAUUCUAUUAUGCAGUUCCAUGGGUGCAUAAACCUGAUAGUUAAUCUACUCAAGUCCAAGUCAGGCUCAACAUGUGAAGCAGCUGCAGGUCUAUUAAGGUCUAUAUCUUCGGUUAAUAUAUACAGAGAGAAGGUAGCUGAUGCUGGAGCAAUAGAGGAAAUAACGGCUUUGCUAGCUCGACCUUCUUUACCUUCUGAGGUGAAGGAGCAGAGUCUGUGUACCUUGUGGAACCUCUCCGUGGAUGAGAAGUUCAGAUUACAAAUAGCUAGUCCUGAUGUCCUUCCAAUAAUAAUUGAUUUAUUGGAUGAUGAAGACUUGAAAGUGAAGGAAGCGGCUGGAGGGGUUAUGUCCACUUUGGCGCUGAGCCAAUCGAAUCAUAACACAAUGGUUGAAUUAGGUGCUAUAUUGAAACUGGCGGCAGUCUUGAGAACGAACGAGGAAGGGUGGAAAGUCAUCAGGAAGGAGGCCAGAAACGCUCUCUUGGAGCUGGCAAAGAAUGAUUAUUAUAGAAUUCUUAUAAUUGAGGAGGGUUUGAUGCCUGUACCUAUGGUUGGUUCUGCUGCUUAUAAAUCCUUCAAGCCAUCUUUGCAUUCUUGGCCUAGCUUACCUGACGGUACUGAGAUCGAGCAAACUUUUAAGGAACCUUCCCGUUUUGGGGCUUCAGAAUUGCUUCUUGGGCUGAAUAUAAGUGAGAAUGAUGCAAACAUUGAGGAAGCUAAGAUGAAUGCAUUAAUUGGCCGUACCCAACAACAGUUCCUUGCACGAAUUGGUGCUAUCGAAUUGGAUGAUGAGAAAAAAACGCAAUUGGAAGCCUCCAGUAAGACCGGAUUAACACUUUUACCAUGUACUGAUGGUGUGGCUAGAUUGGUCUUAAUUCUCGGGCUUGACGAUGAGGGGGCAGUAUCACGAGCUGCAGAAGCAAUAGCUGAUUCUUCAAUCAAUGAGUUUAUGAGGGUAUCCUUCAAAGAAGCUGGAGCAGUCAAGAUUUUGGUUCAACUUCUGGAACGGGAUAAUGAUGCUAUUCGGUCAUCUGUAACUCGUGCACUGGAGAGAUUAUCACUUAGUGUGAGUGUCUGCCAAGCAGUAGAGGCUGAAGGUGUUAUAUAUCAUCUCGUUAAGAUUCUGAAGGAGAAAGAAAUCCCCGAGAGCCUGACUGAAAAGACUUUGAACAUACUUGCACGGAUUCUAAAUCCUAGUAAAGAGAUGAAGUUAAAGUUUUAUCGUGGACCAGUUAAUAAAUCUAACCGGGGUUCGGAAGCAGGAGGGGAAACUUAUUAUUCCAACAGGAAAGAAGUCUUUGACUCUUCUGUCAUUUCCCGCCUUGUUGAGAUCAUGAAGAGUUCAAACCUGAACUUACGGCGAAAAGCAGCUUCUAUUCUCGAAUUUGCAACAACUAUUGACUCAUGCAUGGACAUGAUCAUAUCAGCAGACAUUGAAUCUGGUCUCACAGCAGUUUUUCAGCAGACAAAUUUGGAUGCAGAUACUGAGUCUGAUGCAGAUCUGGAGGAGCCGGAAAAAUACGCCCUCGAGGUUGAAGAAAUGGGCCUCACUGUCUCUGCUGCAUCUCGUCUACUGACAAAACUCCUAGACUCUGCUAGUUUCUGCCAGAGACUGAACUUCACCCAUCUCACCACAUUGUUACGCAAAACCUUAAGAUCUAGCAUUCCUGUCACCUGCAAGGACUGGGUGGCUGCCUGCCUUGUAAAGCUGAUCUCUCUCUCCGGGACCACGAAAGGGCUUGAGGAGGACCUGAUAAGCACGGAGGUUACUCUGUAUGAAACAAUCCCAAGGCUUAUACAGCAGUUGGAGAGCUCUACGUCUGAGGAAGCUCGCGAAGGAGCGGUGGUGGAGCUCAACAGGAUAGUGUCCAAAGGGGUGGCAGGAUCCACCAGAGCAAUCGCCUCUCAGGGUGGGAUAUUUCACCUGGUAAAGCUUCUGGGAGAAGGACCAAGUGAAAGGGCCUCGCAAGCGGCCUUGGCGGUGCUCUAUAGUCUGAGCAUGGAUGCCGAGAAUCACGAGGCGAUUGUUGCUGCUGGAGCUGUGCCUAUCCUGAGGAGGAUUGUGCUGGCAGAGAGGCCAGAGUGGACUCGGGCACUGAGGUUGCUAAGGAAUUUGCCAGUGUAAUGUCGCCAAGGAAUUUGCGGCGGUGAGACUGCAGGAGCUGAGACUUGGUUGUGAAAAAUUCAUGUUGCUAUGUAUUGAAUAUUCAGCAAAUUGCUGCCAAUUUUGAAAACAAUACAUGGUUACACACCCAUAUAUAAGAAAGUCACUGUUUCGGAUA
Messenger RNA from Punica granatum (pomegranate), 2869 nucleotides. Lineage: Eukaryota; Viridiplantae; Streptophyta; Magnoliopsida; Myrtales; Lythraceae. The record is from RefSeq and is a predicted model, not a curated record.